This is a messenger RNA of Rhagoletis pomonella (apple maggot), 1064 nucleotides long. RefSeq lists its product as uncharacterized. Lineage: Eukaryota; Metazoa; Arthropoda; Insecta; Diptera; Tephritidae. The transcript has 3 exons. The record is from RefSeq and is a predicted model, not a curated record. Bases 215 to 667 code for a protein of 150 amino acids.
CUGGCAUUUUCAUUAAAAAAAAGAAACAAAGAGGAAGUAUUGUAGUCGAAGAUGGUACCUGGAGCGGCAUAGGUACACUCAUUUGAGAUUAUUGGAUUCGAUUCGACUUUGCAAGGAAUUAAGCGACUACGAAAAUUACUUUCGGAUCUCCACUGAAAGUUUCGACCAUAUUCUUGAAUUAAUCAGCCCAUAUAUAACUAAGCAAGAUACAGUUAUGAGAGCUGCAAUUUCGCCAAAAGAAAAACUGGCGGUGACUUUGCAUUAUUUAGCAACAGGAAGCUACUUUAAGCAGGUGCGGUAUACAGCGAUUAUGUCGCGGCAAGCAAUAAGCGAAGCGAUCAUGGACACAUGUGAAGCUUUGAUAUACGCUCUUCGAAACUGCAUUAAAAUGCCUAGUACAGCAGAAGAGUGGAGAAGUGUUUCUGAUGAAUUUCGUGUAUUACAUAAUUUUUAUAACUGCAUCGGCGCAGUUGACGGGAAACACGUAAAAAUAAAGCGUCCAAAUGGUUCGGGAGCGCUAUAUUAUAACUAUAAAGGAACAUACAGUAUCGUUCUUACGGCUAUUGCGAAUGCUAAAAAUGAAUUUGUCAUGGUUGAUAUUGGAUGCAAUGGACGCGUGUCUGAUGGUGGUGUCUUGUUUUACACUAAAUUCUGGGAGCGUUUGUAACAAAAUCGUUUAAAUAUACCGGAAUGGACACCAUCGCCAAACACCUCGGAAUCAUUCCCAUAUGUUUUUAUAGGAGACGAAGCUUUCGCGCUAGGCCCUAACUUUAUGAAGCCUUAUCCUCAAAAAAGAGUAUCACAAGAAGAGCAAUUGUUUAAUAAACGGUUAUCGAAGGCUAGAUGUGUCAUUGAGUGUGCGUUUGGUAUCCUCGCCAAUAAAUUUGGAGUUUUCCAGAAAGCCAUAAGUCUCAGCCCGCAGAAAGCCGCAAAAGUGACAGCAGCUUGUUGUUAUCUGCACAAUUAUUUAAUGGGAAAAGAUUCUAAUUAUCAGGCACCAAAUUCCAAUGAGUAUAAUUUUCAAUUAACCACCGUACAAAGCAGUUCGGCGCGAAAUUCAACAA